CGCCUGAUAAUUUGGGUGCAAAAACAUGCUGACCCUCUUGUAAGUAGAGAUCGAUGUAAAGUCGAUCCCAACUACAUUCUUCAUUUCCUCCGCACAAAAUGUCCUUUGCGACCAUCUUUUUUGACUUUUCCGGACCGGAGGAAGGGGAGGAGAUUCACCGAAUCGAGUGGGAGGAUGCGUGGGCACCACAAGACGAAAGUGAUGCACAUUCAGAAUUGCACACCAUACAACUUCCGUCCAUGAGCAUAAUACAGCAUCAAGUAGACAACAACCGCGCAAGCAGGACGACCAAGAACAUGUUGACUUCGGCACAGCCACAGGUGGACGUCGUCGCUGCUCCCGAAGUAGUAGUAGAUCCUCGUCGCUCUCUAGCAGCCACGACGACCCAAACCGCCCCGAUCACCCCGAUUCCCGUCAAUUGUCCGGACAACACGUGGACAAAAUUUACCUACAACUUGGUCCAGGACGACACGCACCACACCGGCGCUUCUAGCAACUUCGACGUGCAGAAGGUCGUGGCGGAAUCUUGCUACAAGGUGAUCCAAACGCAAAACGCGUGGACCAGUCAGAUGGGGGCUGGGGUGCAGGGCUGUUUGUUAUUGAGAGGAAAAUCCCCCUUUCCCCAUAUCGAAGCGGUACAUUUCCGAAAAUUUGUGUUGCUGAUUUGAGACCACAAAUCACGGCUUUCUUGCUAGAAGACAAGUGCAGAGGCCUCCGCGCCAUUGUGGAAGCGAUUUGGCAUGCUGUUGAGCCUAGGGGACUGCCGUUUGUAUAUGCGAAACAACUAGACCCUAACGCCCCUACCUAGGCUGAGGAUCUGGCUGCGAUGCCUCACUGCAAGACAGCGCGCAUCUGUGUGCGGAGGUCUAGCACCAGAAACUUCGUCUCGAUAUGGAGAGGGGAGAUUUUUCCUUACGAUGUUUGUACUGCGAGAAACUGUGUGAGGAUGAAGGCGGGACGUUAGUCACCAUCACGGAGGAAAACCUAGAAUUCGUCGCGAAACUUACGGUAUGGAUUGCAAAAGUGUCUGGGUCUGGAAGAGUGCGCGACUUGUCAUGCUGCUUUUCCAUGACCCAUGAGGUCCGGAAUGCAAGACCUAGCAUGACAGAUUCUGUGCGAUCUCUCUCAUGCCAAUCCUGCAUGAGAAACUCCCUCCCGACUUGGUCAAAACUGGAUCUUUUGGUAAUCAUGCAACAGAGAUUUUUGCAUGCUUCAGAUUUAGCAUGACAAGUUGCAUUGUUCUUCCAGACCCAGACAUUUUUGCAAUCCAUAUACGGACGACGCGGUGAAGCCUCUGAAGGGGUAUAGCGCAGCAGCCUGCGUCGGCUUGUACCGGGGCUGGUCCUCGUUCAAGCGCGAUUGGUUCUGGAUCCGGGAGGAACUGACGUAUCAGCAGGUGGUCGGCGGGGGAACAACAACGACUGUCGGUUCUCCAGUUUACAACCUGACGGGCACGGGGUUGCGAGAAAAGGCCAAAUGGGUCGACUGGCAGGUGGGGAACCCGCGGGAGGGAGCCGGGAUUCCGCAGGACUGCGGGUUUAUGUACUCCGGCCGGAUGAAGCGGCCGGGGCGGUUGUACAACGUGCCGUGCAAGCCGUACAAAUCGUUUGGGGAACGGGAGUGUAUCUGUCAAUCCCCCGGGAGGCCGCACUUGAAGUGGGCACAUGACAAGGCGAGACUGGAGGCGACAAUGGACAUGAGCGACGGAAUGGACAAAUUUUUCUACGACACCGCCACAUUCUACUUACCGCUUCCGUUUUGCGGCCUGUUUGGUUUGAUGCUUCUACGCGCGCUGUUUGGCUGGUUGUGCGCCAGCCGGCGGGGAACUACCACGAUAGCGGGAGGAGGUUCCGCCGCGAGUACUAAGCAGAAACAGGCUGGAGCGUCUGUUGGUGUUGACCAUGCGGGCGAAAGUCAAAAGGAAUCUGGAACAGCGGAAAAAGCAACGCCGGCGAACAUCCAAGCGUCCUCUUCGCACGAGCAAGAGCAAGCCUCUGGCUCGCAUUACGAGGCCGUUCAGAUUCUGCCGGGGCUACGAUUUUUUGCGAUCUGGCCGCUGUGUCUCACGGUGCGAAGUAUUUGUCAUGACAAUUAUGGCACUGCGAGAAACGUCUACAGCAGUACGACGCCAGGGACGAACGCCGGAGUAGACCUGAGCGGCCCCGGAGUCGCGAUCGGCGCACCAGACUCCUACAAUUACGACGAUGCGCACCCUCUGACAAUAAACACCGCAGAACAUCAGCUCUCCGCUUCCCCCGACUCCGGCUGUUGCAACUACGGGAGAACCUGUUUAAUUUUCCCUGCUUGGCUCUGUUCUUCCUACUGUCUCACCGAUUUCUCCGUGCGUUUUGUCUGGCGGCUCCUCGUGGCUGUUUACUUCGCACUCCGGGCGUUUUUGUUGGCGGAGGAGGGUUUCAUCGUGCUUGGUGCUUACUAUGUGGGCAUGGGAGUCGUCAGUCUGGUUGCGCACUACACCUUAGGCCGCGUGCUGGUGGACUCGCCGGAUCGGGUUAGGAAAAUUUUGGCUUGCUACUCUACUACUGCUUCGAGCGGUUCAGCUGAACAAGCCCCGUUUAUUGGGACUGUGCAGCGCCAUCUCCUCCAAUCUUGGCCGGAGCGACUCCGGCAGGCGCAGAGGAGAAUGGUGACUCGCAGACUGCUCCCCGUGUUAUUGGUCCGCGCAGUGUACUUCUUCAUCCAAGAACGGUUUCGUGGCGGAAUCCAGACCUCGGUGUUUUUCUUCGGCGCGCUGCAGCCGUUGUUUUGGCUUCUCGCCGUGCUGUCUCUGACUUCCGACGCGCUUUGCGAGCAGUUGGAGAGGUUUGUGCUGAAGAGGAUCGAGGGGUGCAUUCUGGCGAACAACAGCCAAUUUAACAGUACAACCGGCGGGACCACCACGUGGACGACGAGCAAAGAGAGCAAGACGAGCGGGGUGAAGAAAGAAGAAUUACAGGCACUUUCAACAACAACAGCAUCUUCUGCAGCAAACGACAGUUUUUUGUCGCGUUCAUCCUCGCCUCCCCUGCUGCAGGUCUUCGCCGACCACUUCAAAAGACACGGGAAGAUGAUGGAAGCGACCCGGAAAGUGUUCGGCACCUCCAUCGCGGUGUGCUUCGGGACUCUCACCGUGGGGCUGUUGUGCAACCUCCUCUUCGCGUUGACCGGGUCUCCCUUCUGGAUGGCGCAGCUGGUGAUUUGGUUUGUGCUCUUUUUCGUGUUCAUGCGGCUCUUGUCGCGACUAGGCGACGCGUACAACACCGCCUUGCAGAAAAUUCGGGAGUUACUGCUGUUUGUAACCGCAACGACGACGACCGGAAGUACUUAUUCCGGUUUUACAACAACCGCUGCAGGUGCACUAGCUUCUUCGAACAACGCAGGCACGACUGCUACCGUGCCAGUCGACUUUUCACCCGCUGCUCCUGGUGGAGCGGGAGGAGUUUCCGGCGGCGGUCAACAUUUUGUGGGCCCCCAGCAACAGCUUCAGCAUUACGCCAAUAUCGUCCCCCCGACAGUCGGCGGGACGAUGCGGGCGAAUCUGGAACUGAUCGUGAAAACCAUGGAAGACCGAUUGGUGAUGAAGCAGCACACGUGGGUGCUGUUGGGCUCCCCGAUUACUGCGGACGUUUGAAGCAGACUACUGCGUUCUUAGUAGCGAGCUGCUUACUCACCUUCGCACCGAUGUUUCUACAGAAUACGCAAGGAUAGGACCACGUUGAGAGAACUGAAAGCAGUUCGGCCUUUUGUUGAAAAUAUUUCCGGAAUCGAACAGAAGCGAUAGUGUCGCUUUAUUUCCCUAUUCAAUUUUCUAUCAAGUGCUCAAACAGACUUUGAGAACAGUUGUAC
This is a messenger RNA of Amoebophrya sp. A120, 3843 nucleotides long. The record is from the annotation of a GenBank genome assembly. Lineage: Eukaryota; Dinophyceae; Syndiniales; Amoebophryaceae.